CCAGCUGAGCGUAAUGCUAAUGUGCUGCUAACAGUACAAUGCUAACGGCCCCGCCGCUGUGGAUACCUUUUUUCUGCGCCGCAACCAGUGAGUACCGAUGACUGUGAGGUAGUUAUGCGUGUUUUCUGGCUGACUCAUAUCUCCACCUGGACCGUGUAACGUCUAAUUUCUGUCACCACCUGCACACCCUUUAAUACGUUUAGCCAUGCCGGAUAUAGCUGAAUAGCAAGUAGCAUUCAGGGAUUUGGCGGGAACUUGAGUGCUUCUACCUUCCCAACAAAAGACUGCCAUGUUUCUGUUUAGAAUGAGAAACUGAGCGAGGAAAAAGUGAAAAGCAUUUGAGACUGAAGGGGCCAAAGUGCUUGUGUUGGUGACGGAAAAGAAGAGCCAUCCUAUCAGUAGGUUGGCAUCACUUAAGGCACUAAGGCCCUGAGGAUGACUAGCCUGUUCAAGCGCAGCAGCAGCAAUGGAGGCUCCGGUGGCAGCGGAAGCGGCGGAGGUGGGAGCGGGAGUGGCCAGGGUCAGCUCAACAACAGCAGGUCCAACCGGCAGGUCCGUCGCCUGGAGUUCAACCAGGCCAUGGAGGACUUCAAGAUCAUGUUCCCCUCUAUGGACUACGAGGUGAUCGAGUGCGUGCUGCGCUCCAACAAUGGAGCCGUAGACGCCACCAUCGACCAGCUGCUCCAGAUGAGCAUUGACGGACAGGGCUCAGAUGACAGCUCAGACUCAGAUGACAGCAUCCCACCAGAGAUUCUUGAGCGAACACUGGAGCCUGACAGUUCAGACGAGGAACCUCCUCCGGUCUACUCUCCACCAACAUAUGAUAUGCACAUUUAUGACAGGAAAUACCCCGAAGCUCCACCAACACCCCCGCCAAGAUUUGAAGCGGAGCCACCUCCGGGUCACCAGCAGGUCAGAAGCUACCGGAACUGGAACCCUCCUUUGCUCGGAAAUCUCCCAGAUGACUUUCUACGGAUCCUCCCGCAGCAGUUGGACAGUAUCAAGAGCUCACAGAGCAUUCAAUGCCAGCCUUCAUCCUCCUCAUCGUCCUCAGCUUCUUCCCUAAGCCAAUGGACAGCCCAGUCUGCCUCUCGGCCCGGAGGUGCAGGGACCCCUGGAGGUUCAGGUUUGACGACAGGAGCAUCGGAGCAAGACAAGAAACUGAAGCAGUAUCUGGAGGACGAGCGCAUCGCCUUGUUCCUACAGAACGAGGAGUUUAUGAAAGAGCUGCAGCGCAACCGCGAGUUCCUCAUGGCCUUAGAGAGAGAUCGCUUGAAGUAUGAAUCAAAGAAAUCAAAGUCCAAUCAUUCAUCUAGUGUGGAGAGUUGCACAGGAGAACAGUACUCCGCAGCUUCAAUGGACGCCGUCUCAGAUGACGCCCUGUUCAGAGACAAACUCAAACACAUGGGCAAAUCAACAAGAAAGAAGCUGUUUGAAAUCGCCAGAACGUUCUCAGAAAAGACGAAGCGGAGAAAGUCAAAAAGGAAGAUGCUCCUGAAGCACCACUCAUUAGGAACAGCCAACUCUACGGCCAAUCUCCUGGACGAUGUGGAGGCAAACCCCUGUGAGGAAGAUGGUCAGCCUAGAAGAACAAACACUCAGGAACAGAAUGAGCAGCGCCAUGAGCCAGUAGUAUGAUCCUCCUGUGCUGCACCAUAUCAGGGUUACCAUGGCGACGGCAGCAUGACCCAUGGGAGGCGGCCUUUCAGCUCUUCCUGUCUCCCCCCUGCUCCCCCUAACACUAUUCUGAAACCAGACAAUGUAAGGCCAAGGGAGAAGGGGGACGGCAUUACAACACUUUGUCAACAUAUCAUUUCAAACGUCACGGUAAAUGCAUUAGUCCUGACUGUAUUCACUGGCUUCCUUUAACCCAGUGACGGAACACUUCCACCAUCUGAACCUUUCUUACUCACACACUGUGUGUCUGACGGAGACCCACAGGCAUUUCAGAUGCUUUCUAUACACUAAACCAUGUAGAGCUUUUUUACCAUGUUUUCGUAAACACAUUGUAAUAUUCUGCUGUUUUUCCAUGUGCAGGGUUGCGUAAGUGACAGAAUAUCGCGGCCAUUAAAGUUGUGGCGGCCCAGAUGUCAACGCUUUGUAACAAACUGAUCACCUUUAAAAGAUCGUUGUCGGGAAAGGUCGGAGCAGCUCACUUAUUUGCUCUAUUAGGCAAGCUGAAAACGAUGUCAUUCAUACUGUAGCACAGAACAAUACACAACCUCUCUAUGUUUCAAUAGAAUAGAGUUUAGCAGGAAUGACUCGUAAACCUUGAAAUGAGUUAGCAUUUUUGCACUUAUGGAUUCCCCGCUCAGGAAGUCAAAUGUUUUUUUUAAAUGAGUUUUUGGUUAGAUUCCUGAAGUCUUGUGGUUAACACAAGCUUACGGAAGUUUUGCGCUUUGUUCUACAACAAAUAACACGUUGGUAAAUACUAAACUGGUAAACGUCUGACACUGUUAUGUGUCAAGCUUAAUGACACUACUACACGUCCAUAACGAUUUUGCCUUUAGCUUAGCGGUUGGAGAUAAAGUUAUGUGACUGUGAAGUAGUAACGUUACAGCAUUAAGUUAGCUACUGCUGCCAUUAGCAUUACCCUUUAACUUUUAUAAAAUGAUCUCAGUAUAGAGGAGGAUGGAAAUUAUCUUUCUGAACAAAACGUAUAUGUUUCAUAAAAGUGUGUUUGCCACAAAUGUUAGAUUCCAAUGUCCAAUGGAAAACCCCCAUGUUUUUUUUGUUUGGGUAGCCCUUAUCAAUGCUAACUUCAGAGUUAGCUUAGGAAAAUACUCAGUCCCUACACUGUUGGUAUUACCUAUUACCAAUAACCAGACCUCAGUUUAAAUGCAGAAGUAUUAUAGUUCAGAAUUAACAUACUUUAAGGCAGGGGCCCAGAAUGCAUCACAGUGUGAAGAGAGUAAAGUUAAAUAGUGCUGUGUGGUUGGAAGAGGGUCUAUUUGUUUGAAGAACACUGAAGACUUUAGGCUAUGGUAUAAGCAUAUGGUGGACAUACCAUGGUAAGACAUAUGCUGCUUUCCCGCACAGCAAUAGCAUCAGAUUGAUUUAAGAGGAAAAUGAGCAUGAGUCUGAAUUUGUUGGAUUAGCAGCGUCCGACUUUAACAUUGCGGUGGCCCCCAUUUGGGUGCAAAGCAGCGUUGACCUGCAGGGAAGGACAAACACAGUCAAAUAUAUAUAAGUCCCACCUUUGGAUGUGUUCUCAUGCUGGUGAGCCAGUGAGCCCUAUUAGCUUCAUCGCUGCGCUAGUGCAGGUGGAAGGUUAAAAGAAACAGCACCCCCGUCUUCCUCCAGGACAUCAUUACUGUCAACAUUGGCGAGGUUAAUUUAUUCCAGGUAUCAACAUCUACCUCCUCCUACCCACAAACCCUUGCAUUGUAAGGUCAUGGGGGUUCUGUUUUUAGACCUUCUUCUGGGACAUCACUGUACUUUUACCUUGGGGAAUGGCAUUGUUCUCACCUGGUCUUUUUGAAGCAAACUAAGAGUCUGACUCCGCUGCUCUGCUCUCUAUUCACUGCUUCGCUGUAUUCUGCCUGGUUUCCUGGCAAAAAACCAAGAUGUUAAGAAGAUAAGAAAUAUCUUCCCGACUUUUUUUGCCAUAUUCUUUAAUUGACCCCUGAGUCUUUGAGCAAAUCAUCUGUUUAUUGAUCUCAUCUCCGCAAGCUCAGAGGAACAGAAGUGAUGGAAAUGUCUCUUGGGAGGAUAAAGCAUCUGAUAGGUGAUUGGAGGAAAACCCUGUGAACACUCAUUCUGAUAGGAUGUUGACGAGAGUAAGGACGGAACAAAAUAAAAACACAAAUGACUGUUGAUGUGUAAAAGUAGAUGUGAAACAAGCAUAGGUAAAGGUGUAAGAGGUGUGUUGUAGCCUGUGUGAACAGAAGGAGUUGGAGAACAAGUACAAACAACACCUUUGUGCAUAAAAUGUUUUUUUUCCACCUCAGAAAAUCUCCACAAAUUAACCUUUCUGGAAAUAUUUUCUCAGUUUUGUGUGUGUUAUUAAUCCCCUUUUGAUUAAACUACUUACAUGUGUUAUUUACUUGUUUAGAGAUGAGCUACGUUUGAUGUCUGAAAGUGAUUUAUAAUACGGAAGUAGUAAGACCAUUCCAGUGUUAAUGCAUGUUUUAGAUCAUUUAAUAUAAGUCAUGUGCACACAACUCUACUUGUAAAGCUCAUUUCUCACUAUUUUUAUACAAACAAAAUAUUAUGUGACUGGAGGAAGACAACUGAGUGACAAACCCACAAAGAGAUCUCGUUAACUCCCAAUGGGCGUUUUAGUGUUUUUCAGCGUGUUGUUUUGAGCUGAUUUUUUUCAGUGAAACCCUGGUAAGAAACCUCGCUGUUGAACUCUUGAUGAAUGCUAAUGUAGCUCUGUCUGCUGGAACAUAUUUAUAACUAUUGUGAGAUGAUAUUUGGUCAAUGUUGUGUUCACAGUACUGCUGCCACCAGGCAACACGAGGAGUAGUCAUGUAUUAUAUACUGUGUAUGUAGUGGCAGCAGUGCUUCAUCACAAUAAGCUGCGUCUCAUUUCUCAUUCACACUAUUACCUGAAGAUGACUUUAAAAAAAAAAAAAAGGUUGUUUAAAAUUGAAAGAAGUCGUAUCAUAAAUUAAACAACUGGCCGUUGUUUUCUGAUAGAAAGGUGGAGGCACUGACCUCAGCGUCAUACACCUCUAAAUACAUUUAAAUGAUAUGUAAUUUUGUCUUUGCAAGAUUGGUAGCAGGGCUGAAAGAAGCCAGUUAAGUUCUGUUUCUAUGGUUACCUCCCCUUCUAGCUUGCACCGCUACAUACAGCUGUUUUCCAGAGUUUAUACAACUGUGCGCGCAGCAUUCCGAAGCAAUGCCAAGUAGUGAACUACUCCGACAGUAAUGCUUCAGCCUAGUCGGGCGGCACCGUUCUCUCCAUAGAAUCACAACAGCAACGCCAGCGCAAUGCUGCUUCCAAAUUAUUUAAACUUGGCCCUUGAUUGUCACUGACAUUUCGACUCGCAACCAAUCAGAUUAGAACAGUUUAAGAGCGGCUCAAUCUAGCCGGGGGGGAAACCGAAGGGGGCGGUGGUAGUGAAGUCCGUAGGGACUGUUCUUGGGAACCUGAAGUUCACCGGUUCAAGUCCCCGGUAGAACAAGUGCUACCAAGGUGUCCCUGAGAAUGGCACUGUUCAAAUGCAAAUGCAAUGGUCCGAUGCAGAAUGUAAAUUUCCCCUCUGGGACGAUUUAAGGGUUACUUCUAUUCUCACCGUUGAAACAAAACUAGCUAGCUGUUUUCAUCGUGAGGCUCUGUGCCCAACAUUGCGUUGGGCAAACCGAUUACAUGUGAAUUCAGUUUAAGAAAUGUGGCCUGCUCUCAAAAUUCAAAUUAUGUCAACGUUGUCCUCCAUUGUUGCUGAAUUUCUGAUGCACAACCAAUCCGAAUUCACGAUGGAAACAAAAUUUAGCUAGCUUUUUUCACCGGUUUGCCGCAGAGCCUCGCAGUUAAAAGGGCUCGCUACAUUUUUGGUUUUCUAUCGUUACCUCCGCUGCCAGUUUGCGCAAAAGGAAAAUCUCUUAUCAUGUGAAGGCAGCUUAAGGGAAUUUACAAAAACCUACACAUUGAAAAGUUGAGAGACUGUACUAGUGUGUAAUUUCAAUCACACAAAAAUAUAAUGUAAUCAUUUUAAACAAAGAAAAGGGAGCCGGUAAAUACAGGAAGCAUUUUGAAUGGCUUGCUCAUGAUUUGAGGUCCUGAACUCUCACCCAGCCACCGGAACAACUCCCAUCAUCAAUUUUUUCAACUAAUUAUUUAGUGUAAAUAACUACUUUAACCACGUCUCCAUUCCAUGAGGUGUCAUGUGAGUAGGCUCACCUACAUGGGACGCUGCCGUCGGUAAUAUUUAAUCCGUCUGAGCGUUUCACAAUGUCUGUUGUGAACUGCGGUCCACUGAUGAGUAGAUGUAUUGAAAUGUUAAAAAGCUGGAGUUGUUUGGAGGCUUCGUGCAUCUGGUUUGUGUCGUGGUGUGUUAGCGGGUCGAUUAUUCUUUAGGAAAACUUGUUGAUGUCUUCUCCUCUCAGGGAAACCCACCCCGAUUAUUUUCCUCCAUUUACAUUUUCCCUUUUAUUUCCCUUCCAUGAGUCUUCCUCAACACAGAAAAGGAGGUCAGAAAUAUAAGACACUAUUUUGCAGCCCUUGCAGUUUAUAUUGCUAUUUGCAAGUUUUUCUACAGAGCUGAUGAAACAAACGUCACGUGAUGCCAAACAAUGAUGGGAGUGUAGUUCCAGUAAAGAGCACAGGCUUCGGGAAUUGUCGGAAAGCCUUAGAUAUAAACAGCCAGAGCUAAAUGUGUUUUUGGUGUUACCUUAACAGAUGUGUCUGUCAUUUAUAAUCACACAACUCAUUUCUAAUGCUCAAGUAUUUACAGUUCAUUAUCCCUUUAUUUCAAAGGCUUUUGUCUUGAUCUUGGAAAGGUGUACAGUGUGAGUUUUAAGAGACUCACUUCAUACACUUCCUAAAAUUAAAGUCACCAUCAAUCUAAAGCAAUGUAAAAGUAUUAAAGGCUUUAUAAAAUGUUUUUUUUUUUGUUCAAUUUAAAUCAAUGUAGGGUUUCAAUUUUCAAUGAAUCUAAUAUUUUUUAAUUCUACAAUAAGUAUUAUAUUGCACAGUUUUGUUGUAAUUCAUAAAACACACAGACUGCAUGGGUCUGUCUCUGUUGCUUUUAGUUAUUAAAAUGCCAAACGGAAGAAACAAACCACAAAAGGAACUCUACAACUGUAUUUGUGAAGAAGCUGAAGAUUAGACAUGUUUUUUUCCCAAUGUGUGUAACGCUUGUUAUUGAUUUAAUUUCUUCACAGGUUUUGUUGUACGCAAGGAAACUUACGAGUCCCUGAUAUCCUUCUGUUGUACCCUAUCUGAUUUUUUUUUAGUUAUAUUGUAAAUAUAUUACCAUGAUCAUUAAAGGUUUUUCUAUAAAGUAAAA
Molecule: messenger RNA, 6956 nt
Organism: Eleginops maclovinus (Patagonian blennie)
Lineage: Eukaryota; Metazoa; Chordata; Actinopteri; Perciformes; Eleginopidae
Gene: cuedc1b
Product: CUE domain containing 1b
Exons: 11
Coding region: 436-1638 (400 amino acids)
Molecular function (GO): ubiquitin binding
Source: RefSeq, a predicted model, not a curated record